AUGCCUCAUACUAUUAGACUUACUCCAUGCGCAGUCGGUCAAAUAUCUUGGCAAAUAAUACAAGUAUUUGAAUUGGUGAGUGUUGGUGGUUUAGCUCGUCGUUUGUUAUAUCUAAAGAAUGACGGAGAAAUACCCUUGAGGGUUUAUGCAGCAAUAAAGGGACAGCAGCAGCAGCAGCAGCAGCAGCAGCAGUUGGUGGAUGGCGAGACAUCACCAGCAGCAGCAGCAGAGCAACAGCAGCAACAGCAGCAGCAGCAGCAGCAGCAGCAGCAGCACCAGCAGCAGCAGCAACGGCGAGCACGACGGACAUAUAUAAUAAAAUUAAGAAAGGAGACAGUUGAAGGAGACAGUAAAGAAAAGGAGACAGAUAAAGAAAAAAAGGCAGGAAAAGAGACAAAAGGAGCAUCAGCAGCAGCAGCAACAGCAGCAACAGCAGCAGGAGCAGCAGGAGCAGCAGGAGCAGCAGGAGCAGCAGCAGGAAAACAGCAAAAGGAGACAGAUAUAGAUAUAGAUAAAAAGGAGACAGAUAAAGAAAUAGAAGAAAUAGACAUAAAGGAGACAAUAAAAGAAAUAAAAGAGACAGAAGAAGAAGAAGAAAAAAAAAAAGAAGAAAAAAAAGAAGAAAAAAAAAAUGAGGAAAAAGGAGACACAGAAAAAGAGACACUAGAUCAAACCCUAAACCCUAAUUCAUUCAAUACGCCUUUCUUAGUACAAGUUGGGGACAUAGAUAAACCCCCAAGGUUUGGAGGUACAGAAGGGGAGGUAUUAAUAUUAGAUAGGAAAGAAAGGAGACCCUUGUCUCUCUUCUUUCUUCCUGCUGCUGUUGGUCCUUAUGAAGGAACUUUGCUGCUGCAUGCAGAGGCACUCGUGGUGGUAUCUAAUCCAACGCAUGCAGAUGUGCGCUAUCGAGUUGUUUGGCGUUUUGUCUCUAAAAAGGAGACACUUGAAGGAAAGGAGACAGCAGCAGCAGCAGCAGCAGCAGGUGGUGAGGAGACAGGAGGAACAGCAGAAGAUGAGGAGACAUCAUCAGCAUCAGCAGCAGCAGCAGCAGCAGCAGCAGCAGCAAAGGAUGACCCAUCAUUAGUAUCAGCAGGAGCAGCAGCAGGAGGAGGAGCAGCAGCAGCAGAGUCUCCUGCUGCAGUACUAGAGGUACAUAAAUCACAGGAGACACUUGCUAGCUGCUGCAGCAGCAGACUAAAAUUAUUAGUCUCUACCCUCUAUCCUGGUCCCUUUUCCUUCGAGGUGCUGCUGCUGCUGCAGCAGCAGCAGCAAGAGGAGACAGAUGCAGCAGAAACAGCAGAUAUUGCUAAUAAACAACAAGAGUAA
Molecule: messenger RNA, 1326 nt
Organism: Eimeria maxima
Lineage: Eukaryota; Apicomplexa; Conoidasida; Eucoccidiorida; Eimeriidae
Exons: 5
Coding region: 1-1326 (441 amino acids)
Biological process (GO): positive regulation of transcription by RNA polymerase II
Cellular component (GO): nucleus
Molecular function (GO): transcription coactivator activity
Source: RefSeq, a predicted model, not a curated record